ACAAAACAGUUAAGAACCUCUUCCUUGUUGCGCAUCGUGACAACAAUAUGAGCGACCAAUCUAGCACCAACAACCAGGCCCUUGCCGAAAAACACCAUAGCCCUGCUUUAUCCACCACGGAAGAACCCUCAACUGAGCGACCUUCGAAGGAGCCUGCUGGCCCAAGCCCUCCUCCCAAUGGUGGUAUUAUUGCAUGGCUCCAUGUUGCCGGCGGGUUCAUGCUCUUCUUCAACACAUGGGGCAUGAUGAACACCUUUGGCGUCUUCCAAACAUACUACGAAUCAGGGGCCCUGAUCCAACGCUCCUCCUCCGACAUCUCAUGGAUCGGGUCGGUUCAGGCGACAAUGCUUCUGAUGGUUGGUUUCAUCACGGGUCCUAUCUAUGACCGUGGCUACUUGCGCCCUCUGCUCAUCGCGGGCACCUUCGGCACCGUGUUUGGACUUAUGAUGCUCAGUCUGUGCAAGGAAUACUGGCAGAUCCUUCUCGCCCAGGGAUUCUGUGUCGGUAUCGGCGCUGGCUGUCUUUUUGUCCCCUGCGUCUCGAUCCUACCAACAUAUUUCUCGUCGAAGCUCGGUGCUGCUCUCGGUCUGGCGGUGUCGGGCUCUUCGCUUGGUGGAAUUAUCUACCCAAUCGUCCUGCAUCGCCUUAUAGGACCCCUUGGCUUCGGCUGGGCUGUUAGGGUUAUCGGCUUCAUCGCGCUGGGUACACUUCUCCUCCCCAUUGUUGUCAUGAGGCAGCGCGUUAAGCCGUCCAAGGCCCGGGCCCUAAUCGACUGGACCGCCUUUAGCGAUAUCCCCUUCCUGGUACUUGUCACGGCUGGCUUAAUUGCUUUUAUGGGCCUGUUCACGCUCUUCUUCUACAUUUCAUACCUUGGUUCAGCCCGUCACCUCACCUCGGAUGAUAUGGCAUUUUACCUAGUCCCGAUUCUCAACGCGGCGUCCUGCUUCGGACGAACCAUCCCUAACGCAAUGGCUGAUAGGUUGGGAGCUUUCAACAUAAUUGUACCUUGCUGCAUGAUGGUCGGGAUCCUGCUGCUCUGUCUUAUUGCCGUGACCAACCAAGCCGGAUUGAUCGUCAUCACCGUCUUAUCGGGCUUUUUCAGUGGCGCACUCAUCGGUCUUCCGCCGCUGUGCUUUGUCGCCAUCACCAAGGACAAGUCCAAGAUUGGAACGCGGAUUGGAAUGGGCUUUGGUAUGAUGGCUUUUGGUGUCCUUGCUGGUGGGCCAGGGGCUGGUGAUAUUCUUAGCGGCUCUGGUUCUAUGAACUGGACUGGAGUCUGGAUCUUCGGUGGUGUCAGUACCCUUGUUGCGUCGGUUAUUUUCGGUGCCUUGAGGAUUGUGAAGUAUGGGUUUGUGUUGCGGGUUAAGGCAUGAUGGUGGAUAUUUAUUUAUAUUCAUGGGUUCCUAUAAAUAGAGUGUUUAAUUGUUAGACGAUAGACUAGCAUCUUUUAGUGUGUGAAUAAUGUAUAUGAAGUGUCUAUUCAAG
Molecule: messenger RNA, 1485 nt
Organism: Aspergillus versicolor CBS 583.65
Lineage: Eukaryota; Fungi; Ascomycota; Eurotiomycetes; Eurotiales; Aspergillaceae
Exons: 1
Coding region: 48-1373 (441 amino acids)
Biological process (GO): transmembrane transport
Cellular component (GO): fungal-type vacuole membrane
Molecular function (GO): transmembrane transporter activity
Source: RefSeq, a predicted model, not a curated record